Messenger RNA from Schizophyllum commune H4-8, 861 nucleotides. RefSeq lists its product as uncharacterized. Bases 142 to 504 code for a protein of 120 amino acids. The transcript has a single exon. The record is from RefSeq and is a predicted model, not a curated record. Lineage: Eukaryota; Fungi; Basidiomycota; Agaricomycetes; Agaricales; Schizophyllaceae.
CACCAUCGCCGCCGCCACCCACCCCCGCCCACAGCCCAAUGGCUGCCCAACGACGCGCGGAGAAGAGAAGGAAGGGUAGGGGGGCUCAGAUGAGCCCCCCUCAGGUGCGUUUUUCCAUUCAAACACAAGAAUCGGUUGCUAAUGAAAAUUUUAAGCGCUGCUCGCCAACGCCAGCAGCGCUUCGCCUGGCCGUCCGCCGCCCCCCUCGUCUCUCCCAAGCGCCACCUCACCCCACACGCACCUCCUAGCUACCACGUAGCGCGGAUCCCCCGCCCUCAACGUCCCCCGCCCUCAACGUCCCCCGCCCUCAAUGCCCCCCUCCCCUCUAUCGCGGCGGUUGCCAUGCGUCAACCCCCCAGCCAACCCCAUUCCCCAGAGCCACCGCAUGCGCAGCGCACUCUGCGCGGCGGCGGCUCGCUUCUUCUCUACCUCCGCCCGGUACCGCCCCCCACGCAGAGCGCGCCGCCAAUGCCUUCCGGCAUUGCGGCUUCGCUUCGCGCGUGAAUACGCGGUAUCGCGGCCCACAUCCCCUCCCCUUCCUCCCUUUGACAUCGUCAAAGGUCAGAUGGCAGGGGAGCCGGUGGUGAUGGGGAAGGGAGGGGGUGGGCCGUACGCGUCCCUGCGAGGGUCCGCGUGCGCCCUCUCGUGGUCCUGCCGUACACGCAAGCGUACGGCCGCGCUAUGAGAGGGGGUUGCGUCUGGCCGUCGACGCACGAACUGCAGGCGACGAGGAGCCACGAGAGCAGCCACCCCACCACCCCCUACCGCUUCCCCCCUAUCCGUCCCCGCCCUCGCUCGCGUACGCGCAGGGAGUGUGCGGGUAUAUUGAUACCUCCCCCCUACUACUCCCCUCCCCCCCCC